AAACCCUCCAACUUCCAUUCUGAAGAAGAAAGCAUUCAAGCUCAUCAGUUCUCUCCAUCUCAGAAUCUUCUUCUCGAUUUUUCUCGAAGCUUCCCAAUUCAUCUAAUUCUUUCAUGGGAAUGAUGGGAAAGGAGAGAGGGAUGGGGAAGAAGAAGAAGAGGCAGAAGAUUAUCCUGCCGCCGGAUCUCCCACCAGAGAUUCCCGAGGAUGAAGUCGAAGUUUCCGAUGAGGAUUUGCAGUUUUUCGAUGAGAAUCGAGACUACGCCGGCUUCGUUUCCACUUUGGACACUCAUUCGAUCACUAGGCAUGUUUCACGUGUUGCCAAUGUGAAAGAAGAUGCUUUGGAGGCUUUAUAUGAGAGGCGGUUGAAGAAGAAGGCGGCAGAGAAACAGAAAGAGGAGAGUGCGCUUCAAGUUGAUCCUGUAGAUGCCCUUCCUGUCAAAACCUUAGAUGGAGAACUAUACUACAGGACAGCACCAAAGAAACCAAAAGAUUCUGAAAAUGCAGCUGAUAAAUAUGAAGCAGAUGGGGAGGAUGGAAAUGAAGGUGUAGAUAAAAGUAUAGUGAAGCUGACAAAAGCAGAACGGAGGGCAAAGCUUAAGAAGAGUAAGAAAGAAGCAAAGAAACAAGGGAAGGAACUUGAUAAAACAGAGGAUGUGCAACAAACACCACAAGCUGCUGCGUUGGCUGAGGUAAAAGAAGAUCUCACAGCUGAAGAAACAUUUGAAAGUAAGAAGCGCAAACUAGCAGAGUUGGGAAUGGCACUGCUUGCAGAUCCAGAAGCUAAUAUUAAAGCCUUAAAAGAGAUGUUGCAAAUCUCUAAAGAUGAUGAUCAGGCUAUUGUCAAGCUUGCGCUGCUGUCUUUGUUGGCUGUUUUCAAAGACAUUAUUCCUGGCUACCGUAUCAGGCUUCCUACUGAAAAGGAGCUGGAGAUGACUGUAUCAAAGGAAGUUAAAAAGAAGCGGUACUAUGAAUCCACACUUUUAUCUACAUACAAGGCAUAUCUGCAGAAGUUGAUGGCAUUGGAACAGCAGGCCUCAUUUCAGCAUAUUGUUUAUCGCUGUAUCUGUACUUUGCUAGAUGCAGUUCCCCACUUCAACUUCCGUGAGAGCUUGUUAGCUGCAGUUAUAAAAAACAUAGGCUCCUCCGAUGAUGUAGUAAGGAAACUUUGUUGUGCUACUGUUAAAUCACUCUUUACCAACGAUGGGAAACAUGGUGGUGAAGCUACUGUGGAGGCUGUUCAAUUGAUUGCAGAUCAUGUGAAAGCUCAUGAUUGCCAAUUGCACCCUGAUUCCAUUGAGGUUUUCAUGUAUUUGACGUUUGAUGAAGAUCUUGGGAGGCCUGAAAACCCAAAUGAGGAUAAUAAAGUCAAAAGCAAGAAAAAUAAGAAGCGAAAGAACCGUGAGGAGUCAGGUGAGCUGCAAGAGAGAGACAAAAAGAAAAAUAGGCAAGAAUUGGUCACAAAGAUGAGAGAAGAGGUCAAUGCCGACUUUAGGGCUGCUUCUUUUGCCCCAGAUGUUAAGGAGCGGAGAACGAUGCAGUCGGAGGCACUUUCUGCUGUAUUUGAGACAUACUUCCGCAUCUUGAAGCAUAGUAUGCGGCAAAUUUCAGUUAGAUCUGAAGAGAAUGGGAGUUCAUUACCUGGUGCAUCUGGGAAUCAUCCCCUGCUUGUUCCAUGUUUGAUAGGAUUAGGAAAAUUCUCUCACCUGAUUGACUUAGAUUUUAUGGGCGAUCUCAUGAACUGUCUGAGAAAGCUUGCCUGUGGCAGCAGCAACUCUGAUGGUUCCUGCAAUAAACUUUUGACUGUAUCUGAACGUCUUCGAUGCUGCAUUGUUGCCUUCAAAGUGAUGAGGAACAAUCUUGAGGCCUUGAAUGUUGAUUUACAGGAAUUCUUCAUCCAGCUUUACAAUCUUAUUAUUGAGUACAGGCCCGGAAGAGAUCAGGGUGAGGUGUUAGCCGAAGCACUGAAGAUCAUGCUGUGUGAUGAUAGACAGCAUGACAUGCAAAAGGCUGCUGCUUUUAUAAAACGAUUGGCUACAUUCUCGUUAUGCUUUGGGUCUGCGGAGUCCAUGGCUGCCUUGGUUACUUUAAAGCAUCUUCUUCAGAAGAACGUUAAGUGCCGGCAUCUGUUGGAAAAUGAUGCAGGAGGUGGUUCAGUUUUGGGUUCCAUCGUGAAAUAUCAGCCAUACGCCUCUGACCCAAGCCAAAGUGGUGCACUCGCCUCAGUCCUUUGGGAACUCAAUCUUCUAUCCAAGCACUACCACCCAGCUGUUUCAACAAUGGCUUCAAACGUCUCAGGCAUGAGCACUGGUCACAACCAAGUCUAUCUUGCCACGGUUUCUCCUCAACAAGCCUUUGCAGACUUAUCACUUGAACACGAGUCAUUCAUCAAUCCAAAGAACAUCGUCAUGAAAUCAAAUCAUAAGAGAAAACGAGGAAGCGGGUCAUCUGGAGCAGCUAGCAUCAACCCAACUCCAGAUGCUGCUACUCCAAUCGAUGAAGAUGGGUUGAGGAAGAAACUUUCAGAGCAUUUCACAAUUCUGCACGACAUCAAGGAGAAUGAGAGAUUAAGGGGUGAGUUAGAUCGUGUAACACUAUCCCUGCAGGUAUACGAAGAACAUAAGAAUCAAAAGAAGAGAAAACAUGCCUCAAAACCCAAGAAAAAUGCAGAAAAAACUGCCAGUUGAUGAGUGAUGUUUACAGCUCAAGAAAAUUUUGAAGGCUUAAAAGGUAGAUUGAUUCUUGUGUAAUCUUUGCAGUUUGUACCGUUCUUUCCCAAUUUUGAGUAGGGCAAUUUUGGGUCAAAAUUUAUGGGAGUGGAAAAGGCUAUUUACAGGUUGGUAAACAGUCCAUAUUGGUAUGAAAGGAGGAGAUGAGUUAUCAUUGUUUUGAUUUAACAAAUUUAUUGUUUUCUGGAAAGGGCAAAAGUGUACUAAUCUCUCUCUCCUUGUGUGUGUGUGUGUUUGUUGUUGGAGUCUUUUAAGGUCUGUUUGGGAA
Messenger RNA from Vitis riparia (riverbank grape), 2997 nucleotides. Its product is annotated as nucleolar complex protein 3 homolog. The record is from RefSeq and is a predicted model, not a curated record. Gene Ontology annotation, cellular component: nucleolus. The transcript is spliced from 13 exons. NCBI's taxonomy places the organism in Eukaryota, Viridiplantae, Streptophyta, Magnoliopsida, Vitales, Vitaceae. The coding region runs from base 114 to 2687 and encodes 857 amino acids. Gene Ontology annotation, molecular function: chromatin binding. Gene Ontology annotation, biological process: DNA replication initiation.